Messenger RNA from Hyalella azteca, 5396 nucleotides. RefSeq lists its product as uncharacterized. Gene Ontology annotation, biological process: transmembrane transport. Lineage: Eukaryota; Metazoa; Arthropoda; Malacostraca; Amphipoda; Hyalellidae. The record is from RefSeq and is a predicted model, not a curated record. Gene Ontology annotation, molecular function: monocarboxylic acid transmembrane transporter activity.
GGUGUGCAGUGUGUUGUGCGGUCGUCCGUGCUCUGUUGGUCAGGUUCUGUGAUACCCACCGGAGAACCCGACCUCAGUUGUUUACUUUCUGAAGUGGCAAAGAGUUCAUGGUUUUAGAUAUACUUUUGAAAUUGCUUAUAGUAAUUAUGAUAUCGGCAAAUUUUUCGCCUAAGGAUCGAAGGAAAGUAACCUCGCUGCUUCUACAAAAUUGACUGACAACGUUCAACGUCUUUUCGGCAUUCACGAAGACGUCGUUUCUCCCCGGCAUUCCUCCAUGAAAACGGCGGAACGUUCUUUGGUUCGUUGGCGUUCUUAUCCUAAAACUUUUCGUCGGCAGCAGAAUUUGCAUUUGACUUUUGUAGAGGCACGAGUGUUGUUUCCUUUCAUCCCUCGAUUUUUGCCCAAACAUUUAGGCGAAAUAAAUGAGGGACUGAAGUUUUUUAUCUUCGUGCUGAUUUUUUAUCAAACUUUAUUCGACGUCUGAAUGUCAAAUAUUGAGUGCAAGCUUACCCGUUGAUGUCACAUACCUGGAGCAGGAACCGAGAUUUGUGAAUUGAAAAUCACUUCUUGUGAGAUUUUCUUGCCGAAAUAAGAAAUAAAUUCAAGACAAUAAAUAAUUUUGAAAAUUGAGUGAUUGGAAGACAUGUGAGUAAUUAAACUCGGGAUUUAAUGAUAAUGGUUAAAACAUUUGAACUUUAAUAAUCUCUUUUGAAUAACUUCCUUAAUCAGUGGCCUUAAUCCAUGGAAAAAAAAUCUGGAAACAACGCCAGAAAUAUUUCUCUUGUUACUGGACUUGCAAUUGGAUUAAAAUCGCACUGACAUUCUAUUGUCUUCCCAUGAUUAUUUAUUGCUCAUUGCAUAGCAGCUUAGUUCUUAUGAAAUUAACGCUUCAAGAUCGACGUCUCCGUUUCAGAGAACAAUUUUGCUUGCUUUUGAGUACCUGUGCCAGGACAAUCCCAAGGAUUUACGCACAGCUUCUAUUACUGGAGACGAAGUGCGAAGUAAUUUAAAGCUUGACUCUACUCUCUUCAUGAAGAUUAUCUGCCCAUGACUAACGUCAGAGAAUAGUUAUUCAGUUUAUUAUCAUUAAACUUCAUUACUGCACCCACAAAUCUUCUGUUCUCAACCGUCCUGAUCGGAAUCGUAAUUGUGAAUAGCACGAUCACGUCAGAUAACAGCGCCGUGUCGAGCGUGCUGAGGGAGUGCAGGACGCUGCUGCGGGCUCCCUCAGCACUGCUGCGCAGCACCUCAUCCCUGCUGCGUUUCGGCAGCAGCAGCAGCAAUGAACCGCGGCGUCCGAUGCACCUGCGGUCGCCGGAGCUGCGGCGACAUGCCGGCGGUCCGCCGAAGAUUCUGCCGCGGCCGCCUAAGCCUGCGCCGUCCAACGGCGGCCGAACGUGCGCCCGAUGCGAGGGUCGCGACAGCUUCGGCAACAGCGGCGCUAGUGUUCUGUCCCGCGCCUCGUCUUCGCUUAGCGGGUACUCUUCUUCUGGAUGUACUCUGCGCACCUCUCUCACUACCGCGCACCACCCCGUGGGGGAGCGCGAGAUGAACUCCUUCCAGAAGACGAUCCCUGCCCUGCGUCGUCACGACCCUAAGACUUCCACUAUCCGGCAGCACUACUAUCCUGAAGGUGGCUGGGGUUGGGUGGUAUGUGGAUGCGUGUUCGUCAUCCACAUCCUGACGACAGGGAUGCAGUAUUCCUUCGGGGUGCUCUACACCGACCUGGUCAACCACGUGGGGCUCAGCCAGCGCAGCGCUGUCACUGCCAGUUGGGUAGGGUCGACAAGUCUGGCAGUGUCGCGCUGCACGGCGCCGUUGGUGGUUGCGUUGUGUCGCCGCAAGAGCACGCGUCUCACGGCCGUCAUUGGAGGGCUAGUCAUGGCACUAGCGACACUAUUUGCUUCCUUUGCCCUACAGCUGCACCAGAUAUUUCUCAGCUGGUCGCUGGUGCUGGGUGUAGGUGUUGGGCUGACUAGGGAGGCGGCAUCGUUGAUGUUAGGCCAGUAUUUCAAACGGCGACGUGAGUUUGUGGAGAUGAUCGUACAGACCGGCAGUGGCGUGGGCAUCACUUUGUUCUCCGUGUUCUUCAAGGAGGUCAUCAAGUCAAUCGGCUGGAGGCUGGGACUGCAGGCCGUUACGGGCACAGUUUUUCUGUCAUUUAUCCUGGGCAUUUGUUACCGCUCAGCCUCCCUGUACCAUCCACAACGACGAGCCAUCCUCCAUCUCAAGAACCAGAAAAAGAGGGUCAAGGACAAGGGCCGGUGUGACGAGAAGCCGCCAUACUUCGAGAUGCAGUGCCUGAAGGCGCGCUCCAUGCAGGUGCUGGUGCUGGCCUCCGCUAUCUUCUCCGCGGGGCUUUACGCACCGCUCUUCUUCUUGAUUCUUGGUGCACAAGAAGAAGGCUUGGAAGAUUCCUCGCUGAUUCUCCUGCAAACCUUCCUGGGCUUCGCCUACGCGCUGGGCUGCCUGGGCUUUGGGCUGAUCGUGGUGCGGCGCAGCAACCAAUGCCUUAUUUCCCGCCAGUACCUGUGUCAGGCAGCCCUAUUGUCCCUCGGCGCGAUGAGUCUGUCGCUGACGGCGGUACGUGGGUAUCAUGGGUACGCGCUGUUCAUGUGGCUGUACGGCAUGCUGCUGGGGGGUGCCCACUAUGCCCUGCAGAUGCUCGUCCUGGAGAGGGCACGGGCACGACACUUCGCCAGGGCAUGGGGCUUCAUGCAGGCGGCGUCCGCCAUACCCAUCCUCGUCGGGGUACCCAUAACUGGUUACAUAAACGAAGCGUCAGCGAAGAGCGGCUACUUUUUCUCAAGCGCCUGCACUCUGGCGGGCGCUUCAUGCCUCUUCUUUUUGAAGGCGACACCCAUGGCCCCCGAGUCCCAGCCUGGAUCCUUCACGCGUCCUUCAGAAAACCACCAUAACACUGAGGAUAUCCCCCGAUUUCCUGGAUUCGAUAAACACAUCGAGAAGCCGGGCCAGCUUUUCAGUCCUCUUCAGAUGCAGAACGGCCCAGUGAGAGGACCCACAGGUCCAACGUGUACAUGUGGUGCGGAACCUUUAAUGGUGAUGCCCAAGUAUGAGAUGGAUUUUCGGAGAGUGCCAAAGAAUCUUUCGUUUGCUUCUUCUAUUGAUACUGGAGGGCCUAUGUUUAGACCUGAAUUACUUACGUGUGUCUCUGAAGAAGGUUUACUCGGUCCCUGUUGUGCUAAUAUGGAAGAGACUUUAAGUGAAGACUGUGGUGCUAUGUCACACAUAAGUCGAUACAACGCCAUGCCAUGCAGGAUACAAGCGCCGUACCUUAACAAUGACAGGCCAUUUUCUGCCUACAGAUCCCAAUCUUUACCUAGGCGAGCCUUCCAAAAUCAAAACAGUCAUUCCUAUCACCAGAUUUCGACAUUACCUAGGGAUGGUUCUUUAGCCAUGUCAUGUAGGCGGUUGGGAAGCUCAUCGGGUGUUAGUUUUAGUGAACCUGAGGGAUUGGCAAGGCUAGGCAACCGACCUGGAAGUUUACGUAGCAUGUCCCCCUUAAAUCCUCAACAGUUUCCCCACCAUCGCCUCAAACUUCCUUCUCCUCCUCCACUAAGAGGUCAUAGAGAGUGUCCGCCUCUUACUUCCCGUGACAGAACCCAUCCUUCUAUUCUUCGGCGCCCUCUGCCCCCUCCUCCCCAACAACCCCAGCGACGGUUCACGCAGAUGGAGGAAAGAACCACCUCGGUGUGACCCGAACCUCAGCUUCCCCCACAACCCCCCGAGUUGCCCUUCCCCCCCUGCCCCGUGUGCUACUCUUGUGAUCCCCAACCGCGGUGAUGGGGGACGGGGGACGACAUCGCGGUGACAGGGGACAGCAACUGGGACCAAACAUUCUGAAAAAUAAAUGGGCCACGUUGUUCAAAUAGAGAUCAACUUUCUUACCCACAGCAAAAAACGGAGCAUCUACACGCCUAUUUGCCGGGCCAAAUUUGGUCCGAGUGACGUAAACAAGCACAAGAAGUGCAUCGCUAUUUGGACAAAUUCCCAUUCAUUUCUCUGAAUGAAAGCCAGACUAAUUGAGACCGUUCACAAAAUUUAGUUAUGCCACUAAAAUUACCAUUUCAGAAGUGGAUGGGGAUUAACGGGGGUGAAGGAGGAGGGGGAAGUCUAUGAGGUUCUGGAGAAAAUUUCAAGACGUGCUUAAGGCUUCUAAUGCGCGCACCAUAUUUGUGUUGAGGUUUUUCCUGACAUAGGUAUAAGGUAUACCUUAUACGGUAUACCUUAUCGGUAUAACUUAUACCUUAGGUAUAAGUGAAUUUAUUUUGUCUGCUGUGCAUUUAAUGGAAGUCUUCGUGUGUGAUGGUUUUUGGGCAUUCAUACAAAUAAUCUCAGUCGAAGCAGUGCCCAAAUAUAGUGCCAAUAGUCACUUCAAAUUAGUGAACUCUUGUAAUAUAGACGUUAAUUUUAAAGUGUCUUGAGUCAGCUUUGUUACGUAUUCAGUUAAUUUAUAGAAAUUUCGAUAUCAAUAAUUUAAUCAUGGCGCUGUCGUCUAUAAAUCUAUUAUACUUACUAGACUUGGAGUCUACAUGCAAUCUCGUUUAAAACAGAAUACUAAGCAAAGACAUACUUGAAUAGAAAAUAACAUCUGAUACUUUUCAACUACUGCGAUUCAAACUUGAAUGUUGACAGAGAUCUGAACUACUCAUUAAAUCUGUUGAAAUUUACUUUCAAAAUUCAUAAGAGAAAAAGUUUGUUGACAUCAACAGUAAAGCGCUUAUUUCAUGGCUGGCCUCUGGAAACGAAUUUUGGAACUUCGCUCACUUCGGCCCGUUAAUUAAAUUUAUAUAUUUUUGUAUAUUAAAUUAAAUAUUUCUUCUGUGGUCAAAGAACCUUGCUACUUAAGCUCAUUCCUCGACUGUUAUUUCACAUUUUUAUAUUUUACUGAAUUAGUUGCUAUUUUUUUAAGCAACUUUAAUCGACGAUUGAACUUUUAAACCAAAGACAACAAUGGAAUCAUUAUGAUGCGUACAAAGUUGCAUUUUCUUUAUGAAUAAUAAUAAUGAAAUUUAAUUAAUUAUAAUAGAUUUUAAGUAUGAUCUGUCCUUCCAAAGAGCAAGGUGGAAAAAACGACGAAUUAAGUUUAGCGAUGCCAAAGAAAUUAGAAUAAGUCAAUAACUUAAGACGGUGUAUUAACUAUGAUUUUUUUAUACGUGCCAAAACGCAGUUUAGGAUUUUGAUCAUUUGCGAGAUUUUAAAUUUAAGAUUCAUCCAUAUUAUGGCUCAACAACGGGGAUAACAUUUCCAUCCAUUUUAUGCCCCAACAACAGGGAUAACAUUUUCAUCCAUAUUAUGGCCCAACAACAGGGAUAACAUUUUCAUCCAUAUUAUGGCCCAACAACAGGGAUAACAUUUUCAUCCAUAUAACGGCC